AUGGAGCGCGUAAAUGCGGAAGUUAAGAUUUUGUCAACUGGGUUAAAGUAUCUUUCACGUUAUGUGACACAACAAGAACGUCAGUUAGAUUCAGCAUUGGGAAAGAUCACUACUCUUGAAGAACAGUUGUCUGCUCAUCUGUCAAAGUGUACACCUUCUUCACCGUGUACACAACGAUCUAUAGGCUGUCAGACUUCGCCAAAAUCGAAACCUUCAGUUACACUGUCAUCAAGUCGAAAGCAUUCAGUCACUUUAUCGCCUGACAUGAAUGAUGUCUCUUCUUCUUCUUCUUCAAGAAGUAGUGUCAGCAAAUCCUUUAAUGGCACAAUACAAUGGCUUCAAACAGCAUCCAAUUCAGUGGACAAGGAUACACCAAAAAUUUCUAACAAACUGGAGAUUAAUAAAUGUCAGGCUGUCAACUCGCUUUCCUCUCAAAGAGUUGUGACUACUCCUAAGGAGGAAAUGAAUGAAAUCCCGUCAACUUCGAGAAUACAGAUUAUUCUUCAUCAAUCAAUCAAUCAAUCAACCCGGUUAUAGUACUAAAACUUCUUUGGGCUAUUGUAGCUCAUUUUAAACCAGCAUUUAUUAUUGUUGUUAACAUUUGCAUUUUAUUUUGUGUGUGUAUAUAUAAGAGAGAGGGAGAUGUACAACACAAAUGGUUUUAUUCCAUUUCCUGGUUAUUAUUAUUAUUAUUUCCUUAUUGCCCUUUUUUGUUGUCAUACUAAGAGAACAGAUUAAACUAUUUUUGUGAUCAGAGUGAUCUGUUAUUCCUUUUAAAUGAAUGAAUAAAUGGAUGGAGUUGAUCCAGUUGUUUAGUGUUCAUUUGGUUGUGUAUGUGUGUGUCUGUUUCUGAACGUUAUCAUACCUAGUUAUAUGUAUUUUAAAGUAUUGAUUUUGUAGGAAUUUAUAUUUGAUUGGUUGGAGGAUUUCAUCAUGAGCUGACUUCUGUUAGAGAACCAUUGGAAAACUGGUCAGCUGUUUCGUCAACCUAGUGUGGGACUAUUCAUCAGUACGCACCUACUGGGAUCCGAACCCAGGACUUUCUGGUCACAAGGUGAGCUCGUAGACCAUUAUAUGUAUGUAUAUGUAUGACUAGAUAAAUAGCGUGAAUUCCCAGCUGAUGGAUUCGACUCACCCUAGUGAUUCGGAGAUCGCUGGUUCCUGAAUCCUACGUCAACCUAGAUUUUCAUCUCACUUUUACAGUCUUCAGUGAGUAAUAUUAGCAUUAUCUGUAGAGUACUAGCUGGUUAAAGACUGACUGACGGCCGACUGACCUCAUAAUAUAGAACGUAGUACAUAAGUAAGUCACUUCAAGUUGCCACACUCCAUGUAGGCCACAAAGGUAGAAAAAAAGAAGUUCAGAAGACGAUAGUAAGCAGAAAUAUGACGGGGAAAGAAUAGUACUAACUUGGGAAAGAUUGACGAUCUAGUGGACAUCGGAGAGAUCAUAAAGAGUGAAUGCAUCUGCUCCACUGGGAACCCCAUCGUAGGAUCGCGGGGACAACAGUCAAACAGCCUCCAUCUUUCUAUGUGACUGUCUGAAACCAUAAGCUCAUAAAAUUCAUGAAGUGAUGCCAGGUUUUGGUUCGACCACCCCUAACUCUUUUUCAAUCUAAUCCUAUGUCGGCUAACAUUUCCUGUCAAGGGAGACGAUGUCACAGUAUGCGUAACAUAUAUCGUAGUCAUCUCAAUCUCAAUUCGAAUGGAAACUAUAUGGUUUGUGAUCGCUAGAACACGUGUUGCGCAUGCCAAGCCAUUGCCUUUCUCGACUAGCAAUUUUAGCUGACAUUUAGGAGGUUAGGUUGCAAAAGGGUGGUUGGUUGGCUGAACAAAAACAUGACAUCAAUUCAUGGGUGUAUUCUAGAAGGGAUGACUAAUUGGAAACUAGAAAAGAGGGCAGAAGGUGGCAUGCAGUAAAAAAAUGUGAGACAAUGACUAACCAGUAUACUUGUGUACAAUGAAUAAGAACUAUUGGAAAAACGAUAAAGUGUUUUUAUAUAAAUUCUGUAUGAAAACACCAUUUUAUUAAUAAAUAGUAAUAUAGUGGCAAUAAAAUAUGGGUGGUGGGAAUAAUAAUAAUAAUAAGUAAACUUACAUAAUGAAAAGAAAAGAAAUUGUAGGGAAAACGUUACGCUGGCCACGGUAGGACGAGGGAAUGUAUGUGGUGCUUUUGCAUAUUAAAUAUUAAUUAUAAAACAUUGUGAUUUAUCAACAGGAUGAAUAGACUGUGCACACAAAUUGUGCAUUCAUCGUUAUUUUUUUGGAUUCUGUGUGGAAAGUAGGGCUGGAGAAAUAAACGCCAUUUCACUGAGUUCUUUGCUUCCUUUUGCAGUUGGCUCAACAACUGUUCAUGACCUUUCAUCCACUCCUCACAUGACCUCCUCCACUACACAAAUGCCAAACUUGCCACUUCACACUCGAGUUUCACUCGAAGGCGUGACAUAUAAUGUUAUUUAGUGUUUAGGAAACCUACGUUCUUUUUCUUCUCUAUAGAUUUUUUUGGGCUAUAGGUUGUUGGUUGGUUGGUUCACUGCUCUGCUGUGGUUCGUUGUUGCCUAUCCUCUCUAGCCAGUCAUGUGAUCUUCAUUAUCAAGAAAGCGAAAGUAGAUGCGGAUGAAAGUCUAAAGCCUGUUUACUGGUUCACUAGUUCACUACCUAUUCCUAAGCUCAAAAAAAGAGGUACGCUUGCACGUGAGGCUAUUAACCCUAUAGCAGAAAAUCAAUCCGGCUGCUACAGCAACUUCACAUCACCAGGAAAUUUCUAUUUAGUCACAAUACUUAAAAUAUCAGCUAAAUUUUUCAACAGUGAAGUGUGUUACUACAGCAAUAGGGGAAAAGCGUAUAUAUAUGUAUAUAUAGGCAACUAAUUCAAUCGUAGUAGAUUAGAGGAGUUAGAUGGUCUAAGAGGUAGUAAAAUGUGAGGCCACCUAAAAAUGACCAAAGAGAAAAGGAAAUUAUGGAGGUGUUAAGAGAAGCUAUAUUUCGCACUCGGAACCCAAUGAGAGAAUGUUAUAAUGAGGAAGGAAUACAAGAAACUGUCUGACGAGGAUCGAAAAUACAUAACUGGUGAUAUAAUUAGUUGAUUCUGCUCCUGUCAAAGAGGAGGAUGUGUCUAUUUGAACUUUAUUCACCCAGAUAUUAUAGAAUCAUGGUUUUGGCUACACACAGGAGACAAAUACGAAUACCACCGGAAAGAUUCAACACGCUACACCUAUUCAGCAUGGCAUCUUUCCUUUCGGUCGUUAAGUGUCCACUGUCAACCAGACCAGACAAGAUGAAGCUUUAGAUAUUUAAUUGAAUUUAAGAUUUUCCCGCCGAUUGAUUGAACCGAAGU
Molecule: messenger RNA, 3334 nt
Organism: Trichobilharzia regenti
Lineage: Eukaryota; Metazoa; Platyhelminthes; Trematoda; Strigeidida; Schistosomatidae
Source: the annotation of a GenBank genome assembly